Parastagonospora nodorum SN15 is the source of this 258-nucleotide messenger RNA. RefSeq lists its product as hypothetical. The record is from RefSeq and is a predicted model, not a curated record. The coding region runs from base 1 to 258 and encodes 85 amino acids. Lineage: Eukaryota; Fungi; Ascomycota; Dothideomycetes; Pleosporales; Phaeosphaeriaceae. The transcript has 2 exons.
AUGACGUAUAAGUAUGCGCUUGGGCUUCCCAACAAAAAAAUCGCAUCCACGUAUCGCAAUGUCCUCAUUGAUGCUAUGGCUGAACACAUGAACGAUUGGACAUGGGUCAUGCCCUAUGAGACAGCUGGUAGCAUUCCAAUGUAUCCUUACAACAGAUCCAUCCGAGUUCGAGCCGAAAAGCCCGAUGAAACCUGGAGUGGUGCGCUUGGGAUCAAUCAGGAAGAAGUUCAAUGCAUGUUGGAGACGGUAUCUGGAUGA